Exophiala viscosa is the source of this 1806-nucleotide messenger RNA. RefSeq names its product polynucleotide kinase 3 phosphatase-domain-containing protein. The record is from RefSeq and is a predicted model, not a curated record. Lineage: Eukaryota; Fungi; Ascomycota; Eurotiomycetes; Chaetothyriales; Herpotrichiellaceae. The transcript has 7 exons. Bases 1 to 1356 code for a protein of 451 amino acids. Gene Ontology annotation, biological process: DNA repair. Gene Ontology annotation, molecular function: polynucleotide 3'-phosphatase activity; ATP-dependent polydeoxyribonucleotide 5'-hydroxyl-kinase activity; double-stranded DNA binding.
AUGAAGCGAUCAGCACCGCCACCGCGAGGCUCAAUAUCUCCACCAGCAGUCAAGCGAAAGAUUGAAUCAACUACGACCAAUAAAGCAGUGGCGAGUUUCUUCAAGCCCGUCUCUCAGAAAGAGCCGGAGAAAUUGACAUGGCGAAUUGUUGCCAACAGUCUCAUUGUCGGUCGAUAUGAUGCACCAAAUGUACCGCCUGAAACCCGAACGCUGCGCGUCAAGAUCGCCGCUUUCGACCUCGACGACACCAUCAUAAUGCCCAACAUUGGCAGCAAAUGGGCACGAUCAGCGACCAGUUGGAGAUGGUUCGACACAUCAGUUCCUGGUCGACUAAAGCAACUGUAUGACGAGGGCUAUAUUGUUGUCGUACUAAGCAAUCAAGGAAACAUCAGCCUCAAGGACAACGCCAAAAGUCUUCAAAAGGAUACUGCAAGCUUAGGCAACCUCAAAAGCCAAAUUGCUGCGGUCUUCAAACAGCUUGACUUUCCGGUCAGUUUCUAUGCGGCAACUGCGCAAGACCGAUACCGAAAGCCUCGCACUGGCAUGUGGGAAGAGAUGCUCGAGGACUAUGACCUGCACGUCGAAGGUGUAGUCGAUCUUGCCAAUUCCUUUUACAUUGGUGACGCUGCCGGAAGGGAGAAGACUGACAAGAGGAAAAAAGACCAUGCCACUUCUGACAGAGACCUGGCCGCGAAUAUUGGCAUCAAAUUUCAGACACCAGAAGAGUUCUUUCGCAAUGAAAUCACGGAAUCCUACGAGCACGUCUUCGAGCCUGUCAGAUACCUUCAAAUCGGUUCAUCUGAGACCGCAUCGAAGCACGGCACCGUAAUUGCGCCAUUCAAGAAGAACAGCCCCCAAGAAUUGGUCAUCUUCUGUGGCUCGCCAGGCGCAGGCAAGAGCACCUUCUUCUGGGAUGUGCUACAGCCAUUGGGCUAUGAGAGGGUGAACCAAGAUAUCCUCAAAACGCGCGACAAAUGCAUCAAAAAGGCCAGGGAGUUCCUGGACGCAGGUCUGUCUGUGGCUGUCGAUAAUACGAAUGCGGAUAUUGAAACUCGAAGAUACUGGAUCAACCUUGCUCGAGAAUACAAUGUGCCUAUCCGAUGCGUCCGCUUCACGGCCACUUCGCGCCUGGCCGAGCACAAUGAUGCUGUCAGAGCCUUGAACUCAAACACGAUGAACCCUGAGAAACGUACCAUGUUACCAGGUAUAGCCUUCAGGUCUUUCAUGCAACGACUUCAAGACCCAUCCCUCAAAGAAGGGUUUGAAGACAUCUACAAGGUCGAUUUCGAGUUCAAGGGUACUGAUGAGCAGAAGAAUUUAUGGUCCAGAUACUGGGUCUCCAAAUUCUCAACAUGAACGCCGGAGAAUCAUUAUCAUACUUGCGCUCAGUCUCCGAACUAAGUAGACAUUGCACCUCGACAUUGCAAGUUGGACAUGCUUUAAAGAACAUUUCCAGACGAUAUGGGUAUUCUCACCACACUCAAAUACGGGAUCUCCCCUACCCACUUUUGAAAGUCGACCAAUACCACUGUUCUGGUCGGCGGAAAACGAGAAGCUCAUGAAGAAAUGGGACAUGAAGCAGACGAGAUAUCGAACGACUAACAACAUCUCUGAAAGAGGUCACCGCAUCGACAGACAGCUUACCGCAGAAAAAGCUUCCAUCACGGCAUACUCCGCAACCUCGAAAUAUAUGCAGGUGGUGCGACUGGCCCGUGCGCCAACAUCAGCCAGCGUAUCUUGAAGACCGCCGUGGACCUCCAUCUGGGCACCCAGACCCUGAAGAUCAAAGCGUCUCGAACGGAACGG